Molecule: messenger RNA, 3163 nt
Organism: Trichobilharzia szidati
Lineage: Eukaryota; Metazoa; Platyhelminthes; Trematoda; Strigeidida; Schistosomatidae
Source: the annotation of a GenBank genome assembly
UGUUGGAUUCAAUCAAGAUUAUGGUAAGUGUGUCAUGUACAUGGAUUGUUGAUAGUUUUGAGUCGAUUUAAUUACUUUGCCUUAUAUUUACAAGUCGUGUAGGUUAGUUGCUUGUUAGGCAACUAAUCAGGCCCUUGUAACACUUAAUGUUGGUAAAGUGUUCAACAUAAUCACCCAGUGAAUAUUUGCACAGACUGGUAACAGGUCUGUAAUUAACUUGUUGGUGAGGAACUAAUUUUAUACUAACCGUGGCAUAGUAGCCAGGGAAGAAAUAAUGAAAAUUUACAAAACUAUUAUGUGUUUGCUUACCAAGUCAUGUAACAACAUCAAAUUGUCUCAGUUAAGGAAAUCAACUAGAGGAAUGACAAAAGACUAAGAGAAAAGUAAAAUUCACAUAAAAAGUGUGAAAAAUAUAUAACAGGAUUCUAAAGAUUUAGGGGAAAAUACAGCUUGGAUUCGUUUUCUUCAUUGUUGCCGAUAUUCAACCAUACUGUUUACAACAAAUAAUAAUAUCCUAGGUUGUUGGUCACAUUUAUUGUUUAAGGGCCAAAGAUUUUAUUUGACUGGUUGAGUGAGAAUUCGUAUGUCUCAGUGAAUGAGACACGACUAAAGUGAACCUGAGUGUCUAGUUAUCGAUUUUGCUGUUUCACGGACCUGAAAAAGUAUCUAAUGCUUUCACCACAGUUUGGAUUAACACUCGAAGGCUUCGUGUUUGAACACCGUUUCCUGAUCUGACCGCGAAGGCCUCAUUCAUCCCGCUCUUGUUGUAAUUGUAAGCUGAGGUAGCUGAUAGUUCGACUUGCCUAACACUGUGUCAUAAUGGUGUACCUAGGCGACUGUUAACAACUUCAUUAGUUAUACAAAAAAGAAACCGACACUGACUGCACUGCAACUUUUGUUUCAUCCCUUUGACGGAAUGUGAGAUAUGUGAAAGUAUAGCUCACCACAAAUUUGGGGUUGACCAUUUAUUUUUUCAGGGUUAAUCUUAAAAUCUUGUAAGUUAUUCGAGAUGUGAAUUUUUGUGAAGCAUAAAACUUUGUGUCUUGUUAAUCAUUUUUAUUAUGGAAAUGCAUUUAACUAGUUCUAAGUGAAUCUAUUGUUGUACAUUUGGUGUUAGACGCUGAGAAUUCUCCUUACUGCAAUUUUCAGACAGUUUCAUUCAAGAAUUCCGUCUGUGCUGUAAAUAUUCCCUAUAAACUAAAACGUUCCAUCACCGACAAUUUGAAUUGUCAGUCUCAUCCUGCAUAUAACUCGUCUAGGAAAUAUAAGUGCUCAUAGAACUUCUUGGUUAUUUGAAACUAACAAGUUUCGAUUGGUAUUACUACUAAUUCGAUAUCCGAGAUGGUACUGGUGUAGGCUAUAUGGAAAUGUUAUUCCGUACAAAUCUACUGGGUAUAUUAGGCGGUGGUAAUCAUUCACGCCUAUCAAGCAAUGUUGCCUGUUUAUGGGAUGGAAUGAAACAACAAUUCCUUUUAGAAAUUACUUGUGCAACAGAUGUUCGAGGUAUUCGUUUAAGACAUGAUCGAAUAAUAAUUAUCCUUGUGAAUGCUAUCAAAGUGUACACUUUCAGUCCAUCACCGCAAUUAGUUUUCGAGUCAAAAACAUGUUCAAAUCCUUUAGGAUUAUGUUAUGUAUGCCAAAGUGCCGAUAAUCCAUUGGUUGUAUUCCCUGGCCGACGACCCGGUACUGUUCUACUUGUACAUAUUGGAAAUACUAGUGGCAAUGUGAUUGUGAAUAAUAAUGAUAAUAAUAAUAAUAUGAAUAGUACUGUUAUGAGUGGGAAUAUCAGUGGUAGCACCAGUAAUCUUAGUAAUAUGAAUACAAAUAUUGGAGGUUGUUCAAGUUCGACUAAUAGUACUACCACACCACUGCCUGUUAGUAGUAGUACAAUGUGUCCAUCAUCCACAAAUGCAACAAAUAUGCCACCGAGACAAAUAGUCGCACAUGAAAACCCUUUGGCAUCGAUCAGUUUAAAUCGUGAUGGUUAUUUACUGGCUACAGCAUCACAGAAAGGCACUUUAAUACGUGUCUUCUCAACAAAAGACUGUAGUCUACUGCAUGAAUUACGACGUGGAACAAGUCAAGCUACAAUCACUUCAUUAUCAUUUAAUAAGGAUAGUGAUUUGUUGUGUGUUACGAGUGAACGUGGUACAGCGCAUAUCUUCUGUUUGGCGAAAGAUAAUACUUCUUCUUUUUCGUCGUCGUCGACGUCGAAUCUGCGUAAUACACCGACUGGGGGGAAUAGUCCUCAUUUUAUGAAGUCUACAGGAUCCGGUUCUGGUAAGCUUUUUCCACGUUCUCUAUUUUCUAAUACAAGCCAUGUACGUUGUGUUUUGGAGACUAAAUUCAAAGCAAUAUGCGCCUUCAGUGUUGUCAGUCCUGAUACACUAAUUGUUUUAGCUGCUGAUGGUUCCUAUUACAAGUAUACAUUUACAGCGAAUGGUACAGUAACACGUGUAACAUUUGUGAAUUUUCUCGACUUCUAUGAUGAUGAAACCGAUUUCUAAGCACAUCUAUUAUGUGUGUGUGUAUGUGUGUGUGUGUAGACACUUUCUUUGAUACAAAGCUUAUUUUAUUGGCCUGUCUCCCCCACCACCACCACGUCUUCUACACUCCCUGACUGACUGACCACCACUUUUUUUCGGCCCUUUUUCUUGGCCAACUGAGCUGGUGUGAAUAGUCUGAUGACACACUAAUGUCAAUCCUUUAUCAGCUGAUAAUGAUGUUGAUGAUGAUGACGAACAACUGUUAACCUGUUAACCAGUCGGAAUGUCACUGACCUCAUCGUCACCCCUCAGUAUUCAGCUUUGUUUUUGUUUGUGUUUUUUAUCACCUGGCUAUGCGUUUCAUCUUUUCUGACAUCACAUGUACGUACGUAUGUGUUCGUGUGCGUAUGUGUCUCUGUAAUGUAUGUAUGUAUGUAUGUAUGUGCUUGUAUGUAUGUCAUUGAUUCUACUUUCUUUCUCCUCCCUUUAUGACCGACCCGAUGUGAUUAAAAGAAUGAACUGGAAAAAAGAGAUUUAGCCUCCUUGUUUUGUUUUGCCUUGUUGUUUUUUUUUGUUGCUGUUUUUUGACUUUUUUUGGUGAUGUGUUUCCCUUCUUUUGUAUCACUUUCUUAUUUGUUUACUGAUUGUGAUUGACUCUAUAAAUAAUCUAUGGUCAA